This is a messenger RNA of Ostrinia furnacalis (Asian corn borer), 5448 nucleotides long. It is a transcript of the gene Sur, whose product is annotated as Sulfonylurea receptor. Gene Ontology annotation, molecular function: ABC-type transporter activity; ATP hydrolysis activity; ATP binding. Gene Ontology annotation, biological process: transmembrane transport. NCBI's taxonomy places the organism in Eukaryota, Metazoa, Arthropoda, Insecta, Lepidoptera, Crambidae. The record is from RefSeq and is a predicted model, not a curated record. The transcript is spliced from 26 exons. Gene Ontology annotation, cellular component: membrane. The coding region runs from base 280 to 5280 and encodes 1666 amino acids.
UCUCGCUGCUGGCGAGCCGUCCGUUCGAGCGGUUAGUCGCGGACACAUCCCGAGAGCGGGCCCACGCGCGCGGAUCCCCUCGGCGCUACGAUGCGUUCCUCCUAAGAUCGUCACACGUCUCAAAACAAUCGCCGAUAACGUAAACAUUGUAACACAAUGGACUGUGAGUGAUAUUCGUAAAUACGCACCACCGAAUCGAGAGUGAUUUGCAAGUUUUAAAUCAGAAACUAUUACAAAACCGCGCAGAGACAUACUUUCGGAGCGUCGCGCACGCGCAGCAUGGAGGCGGUGUGCGCGCGCGGCGACCCGGGCUGCGAAGCGCACGCGCUGUCCGCGGCGCUGCACGCGCUGCACCUGUACUGCGCCACCAUCUCCGCAGCGCUCAUCUGCUGCUGCGCGCCUGGACACCACUCCUGGUAUGGAAAACGCUGGCGGGGUCAAAACAUCCGCGGAGCCGCAACCCUCACAGUAGGAGCGGCCUGGUGCUGCGGCGCUGCGGUGGGGUCUUUGCGGCCCGCGGCCACCGUGGCGCUGGUCUCCCUGACCCUGGCGCCGCUGGCCUGGCUGGCCGCCACCGCGCUGCACGUCGCUCUCUGGACCCGGCGCUCCGCAGCUCCUCUCUUAUACCUGGCCAUUUACUGGCUACUGGCUGCCGCCUCCUCCGCUGGGAUCCUGUACCAAAACCUAGCGACAACAGCUUCUCCAAACCACAUAGAACUCUACAUCCAAGGGAUUUCCUUGGUUCUCUCGCUGGUCACAGCAGGAGUAGACAGCGUCUGCUUUUACGAUGAGGUUACAAAACGACACCGAGAUCGUCCAAAGUCUUCAAUAGAAAGCCAUAAUGUUUCAUAUAAACACAAUAACACUCAUUUCUUUUCGAAGAUAACGUUUUUCUGGCUGAAUUAUUUAUUGUGGAGCGGCUAUGAGUCACCGCUUGAGGAAGACGAUUUGGGCGAGCUGCCCGAAGAUGAAAGAUCUACGAUUUACUAUCAUAAGUUUAAAACAAUAUACAAUCUCGAUAGGAAGGUGACAAAACCCGAUGAAAGAAAUCCAAGUAUAUGGCGAUGUUAUAUGCGAACAGUUUGGCCUAAUUUCUAUAUCGCCGGACUUAUGAAAUUGCUUAGCGAUUUGAUAAGCGUGGUACCACCACUUGGCCUAGCUGUUAUUAUUCAGUAUAUUGAAGGACCUCUUGAAACUUACGAUGGCAGUUCUGAAGUCACGCUCCAGGAGUUUUUCAGCAACGGUUAUGUAAUGUUGCUUGUCGUGACUCUGGCACUUGUGUUUCAAGCACUUCUCUCGCAAAACUCGACCCAUCUGGUGACAGUGGAGGGCACUCGAUUGAAGACUGGUUUACAGGGAAUGUUGUUCGACAAGUGUAUGCGCUUAGCGCCGUGGUCAUCUAACGAUAACAACGGAGACGAGGAGUCGCCUCUGUUGCACGCACCCGAAGACUCUUCAGCUACACCUUCAGGAGUUCUCACAAACCUCAUGUCACAGGACACUUAUAACAUCAUGUCGUGCGUUUGGAUCUGCCACUAUCUGUGGGCCAUACCUUUAAAGGUAGCCGUUAUUUUGUAUUUAUUAUACACAAAAUUAGGAGUUAGCGCAAUUAUCGGCACGGCAGUUAGUGUCCUAUUCAUAACUCCUUUACAAUUUUAUAUCGGGAAAAAGAUAUCGGAUAAUUCCAAGGAUAUCUCAAAAUGUACAGAUCACAGAAUAUCUAAAAUAACUGAAAUAUUGCAAGGCAUGAACGUUAUAAAGCUUUACGUUUGGGAAGACCUGUUUAAGGAAAAAAUACUAAAUCUGAGAGAAGUAGAGUUAAAACUCUUGAACAAAGAUUCAAUUUACUGGAGUUUUUUGACAUUCACUACACAAGUUUCGACAGUACUGGUAACAGUGAUAACUUUCUUAGCAUAUUACUUCUUGAACGACAGUAAAGGGCUGACAGCAGUCAAUGUAUUUGCUGGGCUCGCUUUGUUCAACCAGCUCACUGUCCCGCUGCUGAUACUUCCUGUGACAGUGCUGAUGAUGAUACAAGCUAUGGUCAGCACGAAUAGAAUUAAAGAUUUUCUGGAACUACCAGAGUCAAAUAACGUGAGAGAAGAUUGCCUCUCUGAAAACUCAAGAAAACCUUCAGACAUUUUCAACGACGCUUUUGUUGACAACGUGCCAGACGACAACUCUAUGGUGGAAGAUGGGGUAAAAGAUGUUGUGGACGCAGAAGAUCAAUUUUCUGACGAUGAAAAUUGUGGAAUCUCUUCGAAUCAAGAAUACGUUGUUAGGUUUAGAAAUGCCGCUUUUUCUUGGGGAAUGAAGAAUGACAUGCUAUUAGAAGUUGACGAUUUGGAUAUUCCAGCAGGAAAACUAAUAAUGGUGGUUGGAACCAGUGGUGCAGGCAAGAGCUCGUUGCUGUCGGCAAUGCUCGGCGAGAUGUUCUUGGAGCGCGGUGACGUCACUUACAACGGGCGAUGCACGACAUGGUACGCAGGCCAGCCUCCAUGGUUGGUGGAGGGCUCGGUGCGCGACAACAUUGUGAUGGGCAGCCCCUGGUGCCAGCGGCGCUAUGGCCGCGUGCUGCGAGCCGCUGCUCUACGGCCAGAUUUGCAGCUGUUACCAGAGGGUGACGCCACCCGCCUCGGCAGCCACGGCGCGCCGCUAUCCGGCGGGCAGCGCGUGCGCGUGUGCAUCGCGCGCGCACUGUAUUCCGGCGCGCGGCUUCUAGCGCUGGACGAGCCGCUGGCAGCGCUGGAUGCGCCGCUAGCGAGACACGUCGUGGCCCGGGCCCUUGUACCGGCAGCCAGGGCCGGCCGGACGGUGGUUGUGGCCACUAAUCGAUUGGAGCUGCUGCAUUAUGCGGAUUUGGUGAUCGCAAUGGAGGAAGGCCGUGUAAGCGGCGUGGGCCGCGCGGGCGCCGGUGUUUGCCCGGGCGGCGCGGGCGCAGCGGGCGCGGUGUCCCGCUGGGCGCGGCUGGCGGCGGAGGCGCGAGCAGCCGCGGCCCGAGCGGGCGCGGGACCGCCAGGUGGCGCCGCCCGGGAACGCACCAGGCUCAUGCGGGAGCUCACCAGAGCCAGGUUCCAGAGGUGCAACUCUGAUGAUACUAUGGUGGGUAUCUGCGAGGCGGCGGGCGCGCACCUGCUGGCCGAGGUGCCGACGCGCGCGGGCGGCAGCUGGCGGCGCGCGGCGCGCCAGCGGCCCGCCCUGGAGCGGCAGCUCUCCUCGCCGCCGCCCUCCGUGCACAACUACAAGUGGCGCCGUGAAGUGCGGCGCGCCGUAAGCGCCGAUGCAUCGAAUGCAGCGCUGCAGAGGGAAGCCAGCCUGCUGCGGCGACUGCUACGACCCCGCCCACACCGGACUUUAGCCAGAUGGACGCCUCGAACUUUACGGCGACUAUUAAGUUCGGAUUCCGAAACGACUACCGAAGAGAAUAUACCUAACGGAGUAGUCGAUGAAUCAGCCUUGGAGACAGCGUACACAUCUCUUACAUCCAAUGGAACAGAAACGAGUACGGUUGUCAUCCAAGAAGAGACACCAAACAAACCCGAAUCCGAUGAACCUGCAACAGAAGGCGGCGCUACGUGCGAGUACGCGCGCGCAUGCGGCUGGUGGGGCCGCGCGUACUGGGCGGCGGCCGCGGCGGCGCAGGCGCUGGCGCUGCUGGCCGACUACUGGCUCACGCGCGCCACUGCUAAGAACGCGCAAGCGCCCCUCACUGAUGAAGAGAUGUGGUGGAGCGUGCGCUCUUACGCCGGCUGGUGCUUAUGCGUGGUGGUCUGCGGCGGGCUAGCGCAGUGCGCGGGCGGCGCGGCGGGCGCGCGGGCACGACGCGCGUUGCACGAGCGACUGCUGCACGCGGCAUUGCACGCGCCACUGCACCACCACCGCUCCGCCGCGCCCGCUGCGCUCCUGCACCGCUUCUCGGCUGAUGUGCAGGUCAUAGAUAGGAAAUUACCCAUAGCAGUCAGCCGCUGGGGGCAGCUAGCCCUGCUGUGCGUCGCGGCGCUGCUCGUGAACGCGAUCGCGUCCCCGUGGAGCCUGCUGGCGCUGCUGCCAGCCGUGGCUCUGUACUUCACGCUGCAGUCCGUCUACCUCUCCAACGCUAGGGAACUGCAGCGCACCGAGGCGCUGAGCGCGGCGUCGGUGGUGGCGCUGGCGGCGGAGACGAGCGCGGGCGGCGGCGCGGUGCGCGCGGGCCGCCUGCAGCCACACAUGCGCGCCGCCCUGCUCGCGCGCCUCGACGUCAACAACAACGCGCUGCUGCUGCUCAACGCCGCCAACCGCUGGCUGGGGCUCACGCUGGACUUGGUAGGCGCCGCCACAGUAUGCGUUUCAAUCGGCGUGGCGUUACACGGCGGCGGCGGCGGCGCGGUGGCGGGGCUGGCGGGCGCGUACUCGCUACUGCUACCGGCGUACUUGGCGCACCUGGCCAAGUGCCGCGCCGACCUCGACCUGCAGCUGGCCGCCGUAGAAAGAGUACGAGCGGACACCAACGUGCCGCAGGAGGAUUAUAGAGAAGACUGUGCAAUACCGUCUGGGUGGCAGAGAAAUGGAAAAAUGGACUUCGAAAACGUAAACAUUCAACAUGAUCCAGAUUCACAACCAAUCCUGAACAACAUAAACAUCUCUAUCGCGCCAGGAGAAAAGGUUGCAGUGUGUGGUCGAAGCGGCAGCGGCAAGUCUACGCUGGUUCUAACCUGCGCUGGCGCCACAACUAUCCGAAGCGGGCGCUUGCUCAUCGACGGCGCCGACGCCACGCAGGUCCCACUACGGGCACUAAGACACCGGGUGGUGGUCCUGCCACAGGAGGCCAUGAUGUUCUCUGGCACUCUUCGGGAGAACUUGGAUCCGCUAGGAGUGCAUACAGAUGAAGAGAUCUGGCAGAGCCUGAGAGCUGUUGGUUUACAAGACUUCGUCACCGCUCAGCCCGCUGGAUUAGAGUGCGGCGUGGGCCGCGGCGGGUGCUCUUGGAGCGGCGGACGCGCGGCGCGAGCGUGCGCUGCACGGGCGGCGCUACACGCGCGGCUGGCGGGCGCGCUCGUGCUGGACGAGCCGGCGGCAGCGCUGGACGCGCCGGCCGAGCGCGCGCUGCUGGCAGCACUGGCUGCGGCCGCGCCCAACACCACCAUCAUUACCGUAGCUCACCGCAUCUCGUCCGUCCGCGGCUACGACCGCGCCGUGGUGCUGGACGAGGGCCGCGUGGUGGAGCAGGGCGCGGUGGGCGCGUUGCUCGCGCAGCCCGCCUCGCGUCUCGCGCGAAUGCUCGCCGCGCACCGCACGCCUUGACAUCUAAUGUACCCGCCGCAUCGCACGCCCUGACCUCUGCUGUACCCCCCAUCCCCUCGGCCCGCCCGUCAUCGGCCUUUAGACUCCCCGCAGAAUACACUUUUAAGCUAAGCGUCCACUUGUCGGUAUGUCGGAAACACAUCGUAUCGGAUGUGCGAUGCGUACGAU